AUGCCAAAUGGCCAAGGCUCUGCUCCCCAGACCGUCACUUCCAAGGACCCCAAGGCCGCAGCACAGGCUGCCAGCGACAUGAGGAACAUUGUUCGAAGGAAAUUGACUGGCUACGUCGGGUUCGCGAAUCUGCCCAAUCAAUGGCACCGCAAGAGUGUGCGGAAAGGGUUCAACUUCAAUGUCAUGGUAGUCGGCGAGUCUGGACUCGGUAAAUCUACUCUUGUAAACACCCUGUUCAACACCUCGCUCUACCCGCCGAAGGAGCGCAAGCCCCCGAGCCUUGACAUCUCCAAGACCGUCUCCAUACAAUCCAUUAGCGCCGACAUUGAGGAGAACGGCGUGCGCCUCCGUCUGACGGUUGUUGAUACUCCCGGCUUUGGCGAUUUCAUCAACAAUGACGAGUCGUGGGACCCAAUCGUCAAGAACAUCGAGCAGCGCUUCGAUGCCUACCUCGACGCUGAGAACAAGGUCAACCGCAUGAACAUUGUCGACAACCGCAUCCAUGCUUGCGUUUAUUUCAUCCAGCCAACUGGCCACUCUCUGAAGCCAUUGGAUGUGGAAGUUAUGCGUAAACUUCACACCAAGGUCAACCUGAUCCCCGUCAUUGCCAAAGCCGACACCUUGACGGACGAAGAAAUCAGCAACUUCAAGCAGAGAAUUCUCGCAGAUAUUCAUCACCACAAGAUCCAAAUAUUCGAAGGACCCCGUUACGAGCUGGACGAUGAGGAGACCAUUGCCGAAAAUAACGAGAUCAUGUCCAAGGUGCCCUUUGCCGUCGUCGGUGCCAACGCCGAUGUCACCACUGCCGACGGACGCAAGGUCCGUGGCCGCCGUUACCCCUGGGGAGUUAUCGAGGUCGAUAACGAGGAACACUGCGAUUUCGUCAAGCUCCGCCAGAUGCUCAUCCGCACCCACAUGGAGGAGCUUAAGGAGAACACCAACAACUUCUUGUACGAGAACUACCGCUCUGAGAAGCUCACUGCAAUGGGCGUGCAGCAAGACUCGAGCGUAUUCAAGGAGAUCAACCCGGCUGUUAAGCAGGAGGAGGAGCGCUCGCUGCACGAGGCCAAGCUGCAGAAGAUGGAACUGGAGAUGAAGAUGGUGUUCCAGCAGAAGGUAGCCGAGAAGGAGAGCAAGCUCAAGCAGAGCGAAGAGGAGCUGUACGCAAGACACAGGGAGAUGAAGGAGCAACUGGACAGACAGCGACAAGAGCUCGAGGAAAAGAAGGCGAGGGUCGAAAGCGGACGGCCGCUCGAGGAGAAGGGCAAGAGAAAGGGGUUCUCCCUGCGCUAA
Messenger RNA from Mytilinidion resinicola, 1293 nucleotides. Its product is annotated as Septin. Gene Ontology annotation, cellular component: cell division site; septin ring; microtubule cytoskeleton. Gene Ontology annotation, biological process: cytoskeleton-dependent cytokinesis. NCBI's taxonomy places the organism in Eukaryota, Fungi, Ascomycota, Dothideomycetes, Mytilinidiales, Mytilinidiaceae. The transcript has 3 exons. The record is from RefSeq and is a predicted model, not a curated record. The coding region runs from base 1 to 1293 and encodes 430 amino acids. Gene Ontology annotation, molecular function: molecular adaptor activity; GTPase activity; GTP binding.